Pollicipes pollicipes is the source of this 2467-nucleotide messenger RNA. Its product is annotated as tyrosine-protein kinase Src42A. Gene Ontology annotation, biological process: protein phosphorylation. Bases 320 to 1915 code for a protein of 531 amino acids. The transcript has 7 exons. NCBI's taxonomy places the organism in Eukaryota, Metazoa, Arthropoda, Thecostraca, Pollicipedomorpha, Pollicipedidae. Gene Ontology annotation, molecular function: protein binding; ATP binding; protein tyrosine kinase activity. The record is from RefSeq and is a predicted model, not a curated record.
AAUCCUUAGAAACCACUGCGGCGAAUUGUGUUUGUGUGAAAGUACCCAAUGGGAUCGUAUUUUCUGAUAUGCAAGAAAAUUCCGCCCGAGUGUCAGUUCUGCGUUGAGUGAACGCCGUGUGGGAGUGGCUGGUGGAACUGUGCAGGGAGAAGAGGCGCUUUGUGGAACAGGAACGGUCUGCCAAAGUCCCAGUUUGGUUGAUCAAGGACCACUGCCACUGGCUUGUAGGUGGUGGCUAAUCCCAUCAUUAGCUUCGAAGAGGGGCUGUUGCCGUCUGGUGGGUGCAUUUGUGUUUAAAUGGUCUGGACACUAAUGGGAGAUGGGCAGCUGCUUUAGCAAAGACAAGAGGGAUGUGAAGAGAGACUUGGUCUCUGGAUCAGCGCCAGCUGAUCGUCAUGCUUUUCACACUGCCCUUGAUGUCCCCAAUCAGCAAUCAACAGCAAAUAGUCAGUUAGCACAACAACCAAGUGAUGCUGGUGGGAGGUAUUUAGUAGAAUCACGUUUGAAUGGGCCACCAUUGCCAUCUGUACCAGAUAGCACACUUGCUACAGCAAGCAAUGCUAAGGUUUUUGUUGCUUUGUAUGACUAUGAUGCAAGAACAACUGAAGAUUUGAGUUUCAAGAAAGGGGAUCAUCUGGAAAUAUUGAAUGAUACUCAGGGAGAUUGGUGGUAUGCCAAGAGCAGAACAACAUAUCAAGCAGGCUACAUCCCAUCUAACUAUGUCGCAAAAUUGAAGUCCAUUGAAGCAGAGCCAUGGUACAAUGGCAAGAUCAAGCGGAUCGAGGCGGAGAAGAAGCUGCUGCUGCCAGAGAACGAGCAUGGCGCCUUCCUCAUCCGCGACUCUGAGUCGCGCCGCAACGACUACUCUCUGUCGGUGCGCGACGGCGACACGGUGAAGCACUACCGCAUCCGACAGCUGGACGAGGGCGGCUUCUUCAUCGCCCGCCGCACCACCUUCCGCACGCUGCCUGACCUGGUGGAGCACUACAGCCGCGACGCGGAUGGACUCUGCGUCAACCUUCGCAAGCCCUGCAUCCAGGUCGAGAAGCCAGUGACGGCCGGCCUGUCGCACGACACGCGCGACCACUGGGAGAUUGACCGCACUUCGCUCAAGUUCGUGCGCAAGCUGGGCCAGGGCCAGUUCGGCGAGGUGUGGGAGGGCCUCUGGAACAACACUACGCCCGUGGCCAUCAAGACCCUGAAGCCAGGCACCAUGGACCCGAGGGACUUCCUGGCUGAGGCGGCCAUCAUGAAGAAGUUGCGAGACGCGAAACUCAUCCAGCUGUACGCCGUCUGCACGCUGGAGGAGCCCAUCUACAUCAUCACCGAGCUGAUGAAGAACGGCAGUCUGCUGGAGUACCUGCAGAGCAUCCGCGGCAAGGCGCUGAAGCUGAACCAGCUGAUUGACAUGGCGGCCCAGAUCGCGGCCGGCAUGGCCUACCUGGAGAGUCAGAACUACAUCCACCGCGACCUGGCCGCGCGCAACGUGCUGGUCGGCGAGAACAGCAUCGUCAAGAUCGCUGAUUUCGGUCUCGCGCGGCUUAUCAAGGAGAACGAAUACGAGGCGCGCGUCGGAGCCAGAUUCCCGAUCAAGUGGACGGCGCCGGAGGCGGCCAAUUACAGCAAGUUCUCCAUCAAGUCGGACGUCUGGUCGUUCGGCAUCCUGUUGACGGAGCUCAUCACCUACGGACGCAUUCCCUACCCAGGCAUGACGAACGCCGAGGUGCUGCAUCAGGUGGAGCACGGCUACCGCAUGCCGGCGCCACCCAGCUGCCCGCCGCAGCUGUACGACAUCAUGCUGCUCUGCUGGAACAAGGACCCGAUGAAGCGGCCCACCUUCGACACGCUGCAGUGGCAGCUGGAGGACUUCUUCUCGCAGGACUCCACCGAGUAUAAGGAGGCGGCCGGCUUCUAGGCGGGCCCCCGUUGUCUGGCCGCUGCUGCGACCCAGUCAUGUUCGCCCCUUGCCAGCAACUGCCGCGGCCGGCAGCGCGCCGCCGCUGCCGCUGUCGCCGCCGCCGCCGUCGCCAGCCGUCGCAGCCGCCGCCGCCGAGCUCCGGAGCGGGUCCGGACGUGUCGCCCGCUCACGAGACCAUAGUGGGCUCGCGGCCGCGGCCCGAGCGUCCUUCCCAGGCCGGGUCGGCUCCGGUCGCCCCGCCACAGGUGCUUCAUCCCGUGAUGAGUGUUGAUGCGAGCGGGAGAGAGGCCCGCCCAGUCCUUGGUACGGUUGGAUCGGGGAGGAGGUGUGAGGCUUCGCUAUUGGUGUGGUUUUGGUUUGAGAGAAGAAUCGACUACGUUCUCAGUGUGCAUGUAGUGAGAGGGAAAGAGAGAGAGAGAGAGAGAGAGAGAGAGAGGAGAGAGAGGGAGAGAGAGUGAGCUACGUUCUCAGGCUUGGCUCCGUGUUCUUGGGCGCAGUGGGGGUCUUUAUUGGGUUGCUGGUCCGAUCAGCCAGGGUGGAAGAGAGGGA